Molecule: messenger RNA, 954 nt
Organism: Colletotrichum orchidophilum
Lineage: Eukaryota; Fungi; Ascomycota; Sordariomycetes; Glomerellales; Glomerellaceae
Exons: 2
Coding region: 1-954 (317 amino acids)
Biological process (GO): mRNA cis splicing, via spliceosome
Cellular component (GO): spliceosomal complex; cytosol
Source: RefSeq, a predicted model, not a curated record
AUGAAGGGUCUCACAGCUCAGCCAAAGCAGAGUCCUUUCAAGGAUCUCUUUCACAUCAUCAGCAUGUUGCCCACAACUAUCCGCGCGCCUCCUUCGCUUGGAGACUUCACUCCAAUUGAAGAGCACCAGGCGCAAACCCCCGAGACCUUUUUUGGGGGGAAGCCCGUCUUGUAUUUCCAUCACGAGGGUGCCAAAGCAUGGAUCCCGGCGUCGCAAAAGGGAAGCUUGGCCGUCUUCCCAGCUGACGCCUCGACUACGGCCUCGGCCCCCGAUGGCACGACCUUAAGAGAGAUUACCGAGGAGCUGGUGGAGCAGCAGGUUUCCGUCUUCGUCACUUCGGAGAACUUCACUAUCUUCUCCCCAGCCCAAGGCGCUGGCGUGCAGAUCCCCUACCCCUCCAUCUCCAUCCACGCCGUGAAGCAGGUCGGAACCAUCUCCGAAGGCAUCCCUCUUCAGGCCAUCUGGAUGCAACUGCAGCUUGCCGAUGGCGGUGACGGUGACGACGACUUCGAUACGAUCGACUUGACUCUCAUUCCCGCAGUCACCGCUGGCGCCCAGGCCGACAUCCAAAAGUUCUACGACGCUAUUUCAGCAUGCUCGGAUCUUCACCCUGACCCUGUCGAUGAGGAGGAUGAAGAAGAGGACGGCCGCAUUAUUUUCGAGGGCGAGCAUGAGCCGGUCGAGGGUUAUGAGGGAGUCCUGUAUGGUGCCCCCGAUGGAGGCUUGCCUCCUGCCUUCCCUGGAAGCGGAGGCUGGAUUACGGCAGAGAACGUCCACGAGCACUUUGACGCCGACGGCAACUGGAUCGGUCAAAAUGGUCAUCAGGACGAGGUGGAUGAGGGAGGCCAACUGGGAGAGGGAGCCGGUCGGGUUCGCGAUCACGACGAAGCCAACAACGGCGUCAACGGCCAUGACGACCCGGAUAACAAGCGUCCACGCGUUGACGAGUCAUGA